AUGGAACCUGCUGAUUUGGAACUUUCUGUUGCUCAGUCUAAAUCCACAGACUCACAACAACAACAACAACAACAACAACAACAGAAACAUGACCUCAGUAUACUGCCCACUUCAUCAAUGCCAGAGGAGCAGAUCAUUGAGGAGUACAAUAGACAUGUGAUUCAACUCCAACAAUUGGAGCAAGAGAGACUGACCUUAUCACAACAACUUGUUAAACGAGGUCACCAACAACAACAACAACUACAGUCGCAACAGUCGCAACAGUCGCAACAGUCACAACAGUCGCAACAGUCGCAGCAAUCACAACAAUCACAACAGUCACAACAACAAAGAACAAAGAAGCCACGAAGAGUCGAAACAAGUGAACAAACCAGUCGUCCAAUGACACCGGUUUCAUCCUCCCCAUUGAUAUCACCUACAAUGUCACCAAACAUGCGUCCUCAAGUGGCCUCUAUGCCAACCCAACAAGCAGGGUACCAUCCCUAUCGCAAACAGUCACCUCCCUUCAAUGGCCAGUCAUCACAAUCAUCACAAUCACCACAAUCCUCACAAUCACAAUCUCAACAUACGCCUCCCUCUCAACCUGCUUCUACAGCGUUGGCACCUGCCUCUCAACUACAACAGCUUCAACAACAACAACAACAACAUCAACAAUGGCAGGCUCAAAGACGACAGUCAUUGUCACAGGGCUCAGUCCAGUCAACAACACCCCCUGCCAGCCAACAAGAUCAAAGGACACCGUUCAGAACAAAUGCCACCACCCAUGAAGUGUUGGACGAUCUGCUGAUAAUGGUUGACGAGCGAGAAUACUCAGACUAUGUACUUGAACGAGACUUGGAGUUUGAUGACGAGGCCAGUUCCAACAGCAAUGAGGGCGUGCUGCUGUUUUACCGCAAGGUGCUGUCCAUUCUCAUUGGCCAUCAGACCAAGCCCGUGUUGCUCAGCCAACAAUCGGACUUCUUCAACAUGUUCUUCUUUCUGAUGGACAAGAACUAUAUGCCACUGCUCGACGACAAUGGCGAGCUGCUGCGUCACUCCAAGAUGCCCCAGAUCAGGGCCGGCAUGCCCAUGCCCCCUCUGGGGCCCUUCAGGAACUUUAGACUGGGAUACAAGACGACGGACACGUCAUCGCACAUCUAUCGCAUUCCAUUGUUCAACGUGCACAUCAACAAGAUCGUCCAGAAUGCGCACCGACUAUCGUUGACCAAUAGCAAGAAUGACAGCAUGCACAACUCCAAAGAGGACAUGAUCAAGGUUGUGUACAAGAGCAAGUGGUACUGGCACUUCCUCAAGGAUAGCAUCGCCAAUAUGCAAUGCUAUUGUGAAGCGGGCUCAUCCACCACGAGGAGCGUCAGUCCGCCAACCAUGAACACUGUGUCGCCAACAGCUGUACCAUCAGCACUCAUUCAACAGCAACUGUUCAAUCUAUCACAGCCACAGCAGCCACUGCAAUCUCAACAUCAAGUCGCACCUGGUUCACCAAUUAGCAAGCCUCUCUUCAACACUCCACAGCAGCAGCAACAGCAACAGCAGCAGCAACAGCAACAACAGCAGCAGCAGUCAACAACAACUGCAACUGCAACACCGAAUAUACGUGUCAGCACCAAUGAGUUGCAUGGACAGACUCAAGGUUCAAUACGAGCGGCAGUCAAUUCAAAGUCAUACGAGUAUGUCAAUGAGAUGGUGGAUACAUUCAAGGACAUCCUGGAUCAAUGUCUACUUGCACAACAGCAGGUGUUCAAUCAUCACUUCACAGUUAUGAAGCAAGAAUUCCAGUCCAUUGUCAACUUCUUCAACAACAAUCUGGAGACCAUUCAGCAACAACUCACUGAGAGCAUGCAGUCAUCACAACAACAACAACAGCAGCCACAACAGCAACAACAACAACAACAACCACAACAACAAUUACAACAACAGUUACAUCAACAACAACAAAAUCAACAGCAACAUCAACAUCAAUAUUUACAACAACAACAAAUCCUAUUCUUACAACAACAACAGCAACAGAAUACCCGUCCUACAUCUGUUGAUAACUUUUUCCAACAACAACAACAGCAGCAGCAGCCUCCAACUCAACAGAGGCAGCAGACUCAAUCCCAACUCUCCCAACAGCAUAUAGUUGCAACACAGCACAAUUCACUUAUGCUUGCCACUCCUGGAAGACCAAAGAAGUCCAAAUCCACUGCCGACACCUCCUCAUCCACCUCCUCCACUGCCAUUUCCUCCACUUCCUCCACCUCCUCCUCCACCACCAUUUCCUCUCAAGAGAAGCGAUCCAAACAGAGUGCACCAAAGAAAGGAACAACUGGAACAUCCUUACCAAAGAGAGGAAUGCCAUACUCUCCACCACCAACACAACCACUACCACCACCUCCGCCUGCGCUCAGCAGCGUAUCUCCACGAAUAAGCUCAUCACUCGAGGAUGAUCCGGAACUUAUUGAAGUAAUUGGAUCGACCAAUGCGCCAUCAUCAAUCAAUCUAAGCUCCAUUAGUAGCUCUCAAACCACCCAACCAUCACAGUCAUCACAGCCCACGUCACAGUCACCUCUUCCAACACAGACAUCAUCCUCACAGCUGUCAUCGUCAGCAUCAUCACAAUCAACUGUACAUAACCAAACACCAACGCCAACAACCACUACAACAACAUCAGAAGCAACAACACUCAGAGGCCAGGCUGAUGAAUCAUUGUCCUCCUCCAUGGAGGACCUUGACAUGCCAAUGCCAAUGAACGACACAAACACCAGCAAUGACAUGACCGAGAACUACUACUCGGAUGAUGAGAUGAUCGAUGUUGAUGGCGGAGAUGUAGAAGGCGAUGUAAAUGCUUAUGGCAAUGAGAAUGGUGAUGGCGAGGACGACGGAGAAGGCGAAGGCGAAGGAGAAGGAGAAGGAGAAGGCGAAGGCGAUGGAACAGUGGGAGAAGAUGGUACACCAAACGGAUUGAGUGACAAAGAGCGACUGAGAAAGAGGAUAUACAACUUCAAGGAUACACUGUUGAGCACGUUGAGCGAGAAACAGUUUGCCAAGCGACGCGAGAAAUACUUCCUCUACGUGGCCGAGUUCAACCAGACGUAUGGCAACACAAUUCCACCGACACGACUGAUAACAAUUGCCGAUGACUUCCCAAUGACCACCGAUCAAGUCAAGGUCUACAUGGAGAGUAACAACCUUUCAUCCAAGAAGCGCAAUUCACGAAAGAAGAAGAUGCAUGAUUAA
Messenger RNA from Acytostelium subglobosum LB1, 3216 nucleotides. RefSeq lists its product as hypothetical. The transcript has 2 exons. The record is from RefSeq and is a predicted model, not a curated record. The coding region runs from base 1 to 3216 and encodes 1071 amino acids. Lineage: Eukaryota; Evosea; Eumycetozoa; Acytosteliales; Acytosteliaceae.